CGUCGUUGUCGAAACCCGUCGCAACGCAUCGUCGUUCCCCCCCCCGCCGGCCAGCCUUUCCUGCAUCGCGCCGGGCAAUUGACACGCUCCUUGCCCACCGGUCAGCUCGAAUGUUGGAGGUGAAAUACACGGAACAGCUUCCAGUGCGCAUCUACGACUUGAUCUACCGCGUUUUGGCCUGAGUCGUGCCGGAGCAGCUUCCGUGCCCCUCAAAAAUCUUCAACACCCUCGCCGAGAGCCACGACAGACGCUGCGCAGCCUUACGCUCGAGACGCCUGCCAUGGAUGCCGCCGCUAGCGGCCCUGGCCCCGAAGCGCGCGCCGCUCCGGUCGACGAGUCGACGACACGAUAUGCCCCGGAGAGCCACGGCGAUGCGGCGCGCGCCCUGGCGGUGCUCUCUGACGGCGACGUCGCCGGGAAGCUCAUCGAGGGCCUCGUUUCGCGCCUAGCGACCACGCCGAGCCCCGAGCCGUCUCCUAUAGCUCCCGCCGCGGACACUGCGGCUGUCGGCCUUGCAGCCCUGGAUGCCUUUCUCCAAGCAAACGUCACCGGCCCCGUUCUGCCCGCCAAAGGCAUCGCGUCUCUCGGAAGUCGUUUCGCCGACGCCUGGGAAUCCGUCCCGAAGAGCUCUAGCCCCAAGGCUUCUCUAUCGAGUCUCCAGCAGCUUCAGAGGGCUUGUCUGACGCACCUCGAAGUGGACGGCGUCGCUCCCUAUGCGCACAUACCCCAACUGGAGCUUUUCGCCCUCGCGAGGCAUGUAUUCGUCGAGGCACUGGCCGGCGAGAGCCAGCAAACGCUGGAGAUUACGUCGCCGUAUCCGAACAAGUCGAGCAGGUACAACCUAGGCUGGUUGAGGAUGCGCGUCGAUGUCUGGCACUACAAGCUGCUCACGCAGCCCAGCUUAGGCCCUGGCUCCAACUUUGCAAAGAGCUCCCAAUGGAGCGACGUACCGACGCUCGCAUCCGCAAUCCUCGACUCCAUGGACGCUUUGAUAGUUCACAUUACCGGCGAGGAGGUGUGGUCGACGAGCGCAGAGUCGUGGAGCUGCGAAGAAAAAGCCCAGCUCCUCGUCGAAGCCGCCAACAACUACAUCCUCCUCGGCCGACACGAAAAGGCAAAGGAGACGCUGCGGCAGGCGGCUCACGCUAGCGGAUUGGAGUAUGCCUUGUCGGGAGCUCUCGGAAAGAGGACGAGGUUCCAGGAGAACAGCACGAGCCAGCUGGUCGUUCUUGCACGCAGCCGCGGCGAAGGCGAAGAGCAAGCGGGACAAGAUGCCGGGCAGGACGAGGAUAUCAAGCCUGAAGCGUUGAAGCUCAACAACGACACGCUCCUGGAAGAGAUUCACUUCACAAAAGAAAACAAUGGCCAUGAGGCCAAGCCGCAAGAUCUCCCUGCCUCGCUGGCCGACCUUUCUCCCGACGACCAGCCACAGCUCUCGCCACUCGAUCAAAUCAUCCUUCUCACGGAAGCGACGCUCAAAGACGCCUUCUCUCCCGCGGACACGCUAACUUCAGAGGAGAUCCUCCCCUUCGCCGUGCGCGUGCUGGCCGACAAGUCGACCAACUGGCAGAUUUACACGCAGGCGCUCCUCGUGCGGUCAAGGAUAGAGGUCCACAGGAGCAGGACGGUCGAGCGCGGUGUUUUGCAGCUGCAGGCCGUCGCGGACCAGGUCCUCACGGAUACCACGGCGCCGCCGAAAAAGCCCGCGGAGCCUCCGAGUCAGGACCCCGAGGGCGACGAGGUGCCGGCUAUACAGGUCACAGCGCCCGGACAAGAAGUCGCUCCCGCAAGCUCGCAGCAGCCGACGUCAUUCCUGCCCGCCCCCAAGGCCGAGGAGUCUGCUCCUGCUCACGUCCGUCUACGUUAUAUCCACGCGCUGUGCACGCCUCCUCGUUGGCACCUCGAAUCGGAGCUCGCCUAUGCGUGGGCCGGAGUCGGCUCCCUGGCGUCUGCUCUCGAAAUCUUCAAGCGAUUGCGCCUGUGGGCCGAGGUUGCGCUUUGUUUGGCCAGUGCCGCUGCCGUCGAGGAUGAGGAUGGUCGCGGAAGCGGUGGGGAAGAGAAGGCCAAGGCCAUCAUACGCUGGCGGUUGUUCCACAAGACCGGGGACGACGGCGCGUCGACAUCGGACCCCGACGACGAGAGAGUAGAGGACGUCACUCGCCUCAGGGUCAGCGACUACGCCGGCCCCGAACGGACCCCCCCUCCUCCCAACGCGCCCCGUCUGUGGUGCAUCCUCGGCGACCUCGACGACGACGCGAAGUACUACGAGCGGGCGUGGGAAAUCUCCAAGCGCCGCUACGCCCGCGCCCAAAAGUCGCUCGGCGAGCACUACCUGCGGCAAAAGGACUGGCAUAAGGCGCACGCCGCGUACAAGCUCGCGACGUCGGUGAACCGUCUCAGCCCGGACAUGUGGAGCCGCCUCGGCGACAUCAACCUGCGCCUGGGCAGGUUCGAGGAGGCCGCCGAGUCGUACUCCCGGUGCAUCGGCAGCGCGACGGACGUGUCCGGCGGCGAGGAUGCCAAGACGUGGAGCAACCUGGGCAGCUCGCUCUGGAGCCUGUACUGCGAGGUUGUCGCCGCCGAGCCCCAGGCGCCCAACGACGACGACACGAGGAGCGACCAAGGAGCAGCGGACAAGGAUGGAGAGCACGAUAGCGACGAUGACGACAGCGUCGCCGCGGGGAGCAAGCGCAAGAGCCCGAGCAAACUGCUCUCCCAGGCGCUCGCUGCGUACAAAAAGGGCGCGUCCAUCGCGCACGACAACUGGCGCAUCUGGGACAACGUCCUCACGCUCGCGUCACGCAUCCGCCCGCCGCCCAUCCCGGACAUUGUCCUCGCGUACAAGCACAUCCUGCGCAUCCGCAAGUCCGAGGACGCCGUCGACGCCGACGUGCUCGCCGCCCUGCUGCAGGACGUGGUCCUGACCAAGGACCGCGACGCGCCCGGCGGCAGCAGCAGCAACAACGACGAGGGCAUCUACGAGCCUCCGCGCGGCUCCACGGAGCGCCUCGUCGCCCGCCUCAUCGAGGAGGAGGUCGUCCCCAUCAUCACGCACCGCCCGGAGCUCUGGGCCCUGACCUCGCGCCUGCGCGCCUGGCGCCGCGACUACACGGGCGCGAUCGAGGCCUCGGAGCGCGCCUGGCGCGCCGCCAUCGGGUCCUCCCCCUCGGGCGGCGUCGCGGGCGGCGCGGGACUCCAGCCGUCCUCGUCCUCGUCGUCAUCGCCCGCCCCGGACUGGACGAGCGACGCCGCCGCCUGGGCCGACGUGGUCAAGCGCACCGACGAGCUCGUCUCGGCGCUCGAGAACUACGGGCCCCGCGCCCGCCCCGAGGCCGUCCGGUGGAAGUCCAAGGCGCGGAGCGCGGUGCGCAGCGUCAUGGGCCGCGGCAGGGAGAGCUGGGAGGGCACCGAUGGGUGGAAGACGCUCGAGGGCCUCAUGGAGGGCCUCAAGGCGGGGGCGGCUUGAGAGAUCGAGGGAG
This is a messenger RNA of Purpureocillium takamizusanense, 3479 nucleotides long. RefSeq lists its product as uncharacterized. Lineage: Eukaryota; Fungi; Ascomycota; Sordariomycetes; Hypocreales; Ophiocordycipitaceae. The record is from RefSeq and is a predicted model, not a curated record. The transcript has a single exon. Gene Ontology annotation, molecular function: protein binding. The coding region runs from base 281 to 3466 and encodes 1061 amino acids.